Engraulis encrasicolus (European anchovy) is the source of this 2008-nucleotide messenger RNA. RefSeq names its product methyl-CpG binding domain protein 4 (gene mbd4). The coding region runs from base 187 to 1857 and encodes 556 amino acids. Gene Ontology annotation, biological process: DNA repair. Gene Ontology annotation, cellular component: nucleus. Gene Ontology annotation, molecular function: DNA binding; catalytic activity. The transcript has 8 exons. NCBI's taxonomy places the organism in Eukaryota, Metazoa, Chordata, Actinopteri, Clupeiformes, Engraulidae. The record is from RefSeq and is a predicted model, not a curated record.
ACUCUUGCGCAGCUGUUCGUGCACAACAUAGGAAGUGGGCACGGAGAGACGGAAUGGAUUAGUUGCUAUAAGUACAAACUGCUUUGUGUCUGAUUGCUACAAUAUGCUUGUCCGGCGUUAUUGAUCAUGUUUCAAAUGCGUGGACAAGACAGUUCAUCUAGUAAUGACAGCUGAUGAUUUGCUGAAAUGAAAGCACAACAAAUAGCUGAAGCUGAUGUCAAAACUCCCGAUGCCUUGAUUCUACCUCUGGGCUGGAUCCGAGAAGUCAGACAGCGCAAAGGGGGCAAAAGUGCAGGGAAAACAGAUGUAUACAUCACAAGUCCACAGGGGAAGCGCUUUAGGUCCAGAGCAUCUCUGCAAGAGUACCUGAUUUCCCAGAAGGACAGUGGACUUCCCCAGAUUGAGGAGUUUAGUUUUGCAGCAUCUGUGACCUACAGAAGCCCAUCACCAGUAAGGAGAAGAACUGUGACCCGCAACAGAAAACAGCAACGGCAACAUGGUAAACAGAUAGGUGGAGCUUCACAGUAUUUCUCUUCUGAGCUGACUGUGUCAGCAACACAGCCACAAGAUGAAAAAGAAAAAGAGAACGACAGUGCCGAGGAGAACCACAAAGAACUAACACAUAGGCCUACUACUACUGACAGAAACCAAAUUCCAGCCAGGAGGAAAAAGUGUGCUCGCACAAGACAACAGCAAGCUUGUGAACUGGAUUGUGACGCUUCACAGUACUUCUCCUCUGUGCUGAAUAGUUCAACAACACAGACACAGGAUGGCACAGGACACAAGAGUGACAGUGCAAUGGAUAACCACACAGACGUAACAGACGACAAACAAAAUGUGGCGCACCCUGCUGUUCAAAAUAGCCGCUUGGAAAGGACUGAUCCUCUUCACACUGCAAUACCAAGCAUAAGAGUACAACCUCCCUCGGAUAGUGGGGGAGAGGAGGAUGGAAAGGAAAGUGGCUGGAGGAGGAAAAGAGAUUCGGACUGCAUUGAGGAGGACAAGCUGGAUGUCAGCGAGGAGCAUGGGUCCACUAAUCCACAAGAGGCGUUGCAGAAGUCUCUAAACACCACUGGACCAGAAUGCCUCUCAUCCACCACAAGUAGCAGGUACAGUCUUACCGCAGAAAAGUCUGAGACAAGCCCUGUGACAAGGAACCAAGAUCAGGAUAGCAGUCUCCGGAGGAUAGGUGAUUUGGACUCACUUCAGGAGGUGGAUGAAGAUGGCGGCAAGGAGCCUAUACAGGAGUCCACUGACAUGCAUGAGGUGCUGCCGGCCUCUCAGAGCACUGUAGAAUCACAAUGCCUCUCACCCUUCAGAAAGACCAAGGCCAGUCUAACAGCAGAGAAGCGCAAGACCAGUCCUUACUUCAGUGGGAAGUCUUUAAAAGACUGCCUGAGUCCACCUAGGCGAAAGGCGUUCAAGAAGUGGACACCUCCUCGAUCACCAUUUAAUCUGGUACAGGAAACCCUCUUCCACGACCCAUGGAAACUCUUAGUGGCAACAAUCUUCCUCAACAAGACCAGCGGUAAGAUGGCGCUACCAGUGCUGUGGCAGUUUUUUGAGCGUUACCCGUCUGCAGAGGUGACAAGGGGGGGUGACUGGAAGCCUCUAGCAGACCUGCUGCAGCCACUGGGCCUCAACACCCUCCGAGCUAAAACCAUCAUCCGCUUCUCUGAUGAGUACCUGUCCAAAACAUGGAGGUAUCCCAUUGAGCUGCAUGGAAUUGGCAAAUAUGGCAACGACUCGUACCGCAUCUUCUGUGUCGAGGAGUGGAAGCAGGUGACUCCAGAAGACCAUAAGCUGAAUCACUAUCAUGCAUGGCUGUGGGAGAACCACAAGGCUUUGGGCCUUUGACAACAACCCUGGGAGACUGCUGCACGCUGGGAAGAUGCACAUGAUCAUGGCGUGAAUUGUUCUUUCUGUUUCCAUGAAGUAUUUCCUUUUAUAUAAAAAGUAUUUUAUCAGAAGAUCUAACAUUAAAUAAAUGGCAUUAUUGGUACAUUAA